AUGGCUAUCAAGAAUUUUAGCGGGCCAAGUCCUCUCAAAGUUGCCAUCAUCGGCGGUGGACCCGGGGGUUUGGGUGCAGCGAUUGAGUUUGGAAAGUUGAACUAUGUUGACUGGUCUCUUUACGAAAAGAAGUCACGCAUCAGUGAGACUGGAGGCGGAAUCAGUCUACAAAGACAUACCUGGAGGCUCUUAGAGCUGAAUGGGGCGGCCAAGAACAUUGAUCCUUUGGAUUUCUUCAGAUCUCCUGAUGGAACUAGCGGACAGUCAAGGAACGGAAGAACCGGAAAGCUUCUGGAGCAGCACCAUCAUCCCAAAGAUACACCGCCGCAGCAAGUGAGCUGUCGUAUGGUUCGAGCUAAGCUUCAGGCUGCCUUGCUCAAAGAAGUUGACCAAAGUCGUAUCAAGACCUCUAAGAAGCUGGUUGAUAUCACAAAGCUGCCAACUGGUAGGAUUGCGAUUCGUUUCGAAGAUGGUUUCAGCGACGAAGUUGACCUACUAGUUGGAGCAGAUGGCAUUCGUUCGUUUGUAAGAUCUUACGCUUUCCCAGAGCACAAGAUUAAAUACAACGGCCAGUCUGCCUAUCGUACUAUCAUUCACAAGCCUACGGCCGAGAAGGUCGAGGGCAUCCCGAAGUCUCCCGUAUUCUGGCAGAACACUGGUGGCAAAUACGUGUUUACGUGCCCUCUUGGCGGAGAUGACUUUGAGGUCACUGCACGCAUCCGCCGACCGAUCGAAGGGCAGGAACAUGUGAGCUGGGGUCGGCCUUUUGACUUUGCCACUAUCGCCUCAGAGUACGACGAAUUUUGCGAGCCUGUCCGCAAAGUCAUUCAGCUUGCUGCUCAAGGCGAGACACAGGAAUUUGCACUUUUCUCAGGCCCGCGAUUGAAAAGUGUUGUCCAUGAGCAAGCUAUUGCCUUGAUUGGCGAUGCAUCUCAUCCUCUUUCAGGAGCCUUUGGUGCUGGGGCCGGAUUUGCUCUGGAGGAUGUCUAUGCCUUGACGCAAAGCAUUGACUGGCACUGGAGUAACGGUGGGGACUUGUCUGCGGCACUGGAGUUGUAUGACCAGAUCAGGUCACCCCAUUAUCGCGACUUGUACAAAGUCUUGGAUGAUUUUGGUGCGAUGAAUACUACGUUGCUUUCGGAGAAUAUUCCUGUUAAUGAGGAGAUUGAGGAGCGAGUCCGAAGGGCAGCUGAGAGUAAGAGUACGUGGAUGUACCAUUACGAGAUAGACAAAGCUGUCGAAAAGUUGCUCGGGGCUGCCAAUCAACAUGGCCAGGUCGCAGCUGUGCUCUGA
This is a messenger RNA of Colletotrichum acutatum, 1293 nucleotides long. RefSeq lists its product as uncharacterized. NCBI's taxonomy places the organism in Eukaryota, Fungi, Ascomycota, Sordariomycetes, Glomerellales, Glomerellaceae. The record is from RefSeq and is a predicted model, not a curated record. Bases 1 to 1293 code for a protein of 430 amino acids. The transcript is spliced from 3 exons. Gene Ontology annotation, molecular function: FAD binding. Gene Ontology annotation, biological process: secondary metabolite biosynthetic process.